Messenger RNA from Penicillium salamii, 1578 nucleotides. NCBI's taxonomy places the organism in Eukaryota, Fungi, Ascomycota, Eurotiomycetes, Eurotiales, Aspergillaceae. The record is from the annotation of a GenBank genome assembly.
AUGUCAACCCCGACUCGAGCGCUGUCGCCAGAAGGCACAGUCAAAAGGACAGAUACUGUUGGCACUGUGGAAGAGCCUACCAAGUAUGGCUCGGUCCCAGGUGAAAUGGAUGAUGUGACCCGGGUGGUCGACCACAAAGCUGAACGACGCCUCUGUCGAAAGUUUGAUUAUCGUCUUCUCCCAAUUCUGGCCGUUAUGUAUCUGUUCAAUGCUUUGGAUAAAGGAAAUUUGGGAAAUGCAGAGACCGACGGAAUGACUGAUGGUAAGCAUCAACCCGUCCAGAAUGCCUCACAGUAUAUACUAAAUUCGAUAUCACCAGACCUCAACUUCAAGCCGAAUCAGUACAACCUCCUACUGUCCAUCUUCUUCGUUCCAUUCGUGAUUUUUGCGCCGCCAUUCUCGAUGUUGGGCAAAAAGUAUAGCCCAGCGCGGGUGCUGCCAAUUCUGAUGUUCUCAUUCGGUUGCUUCACUAUGUUAUCGUCUGCGGCGUACAAUUUCAGCGGUAUGUUUGCGCUUCGAUGGUUUUUGGGCAUGUCUGAGGCUGCAUUCUUCCCGCUGGUUAUCUACUACUUGACCACCUUCUACCGCCGUGGGGAAUUGGCUCGUCGCCUGGCUGUGUUCUAUGCCGCAUCUAACAUCGCGAACGCUUUCUCUGGACUUAUUGCGUUCGGAGUUUUCCAGAUCAAGGGAUCAAGUAUCCCCAACUGGCGCUAUCUGUUCAUCAUCGAGGGUGGUGUGACUGUUCUCUUCGCCAUAUUCGCUUUCUUUUAUCUCCCACGCAGUGCCGCGGAGGCAAAGUUUUUGUCCGAAGAGGAGAAGGCCCUGGCUUUCCACCGAAUCCAAGUCGACUCCAGUGCAGUCGUCAACGAGGAGUUCAGCUUCCGCGAGGCAAUUGCCAUCUUCAAGCAUCCUACCACUUAUGUGUUCCUGUGUAUUGAAAUCUGUCUCGGUGUUCCACUGCAGGGCGUGGCUCUCUUCAUGCCGCAGAUCGUGGGACGACUGGGCUACUCCACUGUCAAAACCAACCUUUCCACCGUGGCGCCAAAUGUGACCGGAGCAGUCAUGUUGUUGAUCCUCGCCUUCUCCUCCGAUUGGGUGAAACUCCGAUCGCCUUUCAUUGUCCUAGGCUUCCUACUCACGUUCUCGGGCUUCAUGAUUUAUGCCUCUAUCGAUGAUGUCCAGAACCAACUGCAUGUGGCUUACUUUGCCUGCUUCAUGAUGACAUGGGGUACAUCCGCCCCAUCCGUGAUGCUGAGCACAUGGUACAACAACAACAUUGCCCACGAAGGUCGCCGUGUGCUCCUGACCAGUAUCGGUGUCCCACUGGCCAAUCUGAUGGGUCUGGUGAGCAGCAAUUUGUUCCGCAAGCAAGACGCCCCCAAGUACAUGCCAGCCUUGAUCAGUGUGGCCGCCUUUGGAGCGACGGGUGCCUGUUUGGCUGCUUGCCUCGGUAUGUACAUGUGGCUGGAUAACAAACGUCGCGACCGCCGAGAUGGAGUCACACGUCAUGCACGGGAUAUCCCCACGGAGCGUAUGAGAGAUGGACCGGCGUCUGCCGACUUCCGUUGGUUUUUGUAA